CUGAACAUGGAUCCCAACGAGACCGAACAGAAGCUUCUCCCUCAGGACAUGUUCUUGAGAACAGCUAGAAUUGUGGGAAACAUGGAGGCAGAGACUGUGGUCUGUACCACAGACCAACUUAUUGAAGAAGAGCCACAAUACACACAUAUUCACCAGAAUGAAUUCUCAUAUAGGAGGCACAAGAAGCAGGAGGAGGAGGAUAUUGUCAUAUGUGAAUGCAAGUAUGAUGAAAAGGAUCCUGAAAGUGCAUGUGGAGAAAGGUGCUUGAAUGUGUUGACCAGCACGGAGUGCACUCCUGGAUAUUGCCCUUGCGGUGUGUAUUGUAAGAAUCAGAGAUUUCAGAAACGUGAAUAUGCCAAGAUAAAGUUGUUUAAAACAGAAGGCUGUGGUUGGGGCCUUUUAGCCAAUGAGAACAUAAAGGCAGGGCAGUUUAUUAUCGAGUACUGUGGAGAAGUGAUAUCAUGGAAAGAAGCAAAGAAAAGAUCGCAUGCUUAUGAAAUUGAAGGUAUCAGAGAUGCAUUUAUUAUUUCUCUCAAUGCCUCUGAGUCUAUCGAUGCCACUGUGAAGGGAAGCCUUGCCAGAUUUAUAAAUCAUUCUUGCCAACCAAAUUGUGAGACAAGAAAGUGGAAUGUGCUUGGGGAAAUUAGGGUUGGAAUAUUUGCAAAACAAGAUAUAUUAGUUGGAACUGAGUUGGCAUAUGACUACAAUUUUGAAUGGUAUGGAGGUGUUAAGGUUCGCUGCCUCUGUGGUGCACCUAGCUGUUCAGGAUUUCUUGGGGCAAAAUCUCGUGGUUUCCAGGAGGAUACAUACGUAUGGGAAGAUGACGAUGAAAGGUAUUCAGUUGAGAAAAUUCCGCUCUAUGAUUCGGCAGAGGAUGAGCCAUCUAUGCUCUUCAAGACUGUGAACUCAAAUUCUGAAUUUGAUGUAAAACGGAUGAUGAUCAAUGUCAAUGCUAAUUCUGAACAUCAGUUGAUGUCCACUGCUCUUGUCGUCCAAUCACUUGAUUCAGAUCCAAUGGAGGGUGUAGUUAUGGAGGUGAAAAAUGAAGCGAGUGAAGAGACAAAACUUUAUUCACAAAAUAAUCAACCGGCUUUCCUGAAAAAGAAUGCAAUGAUAUCCCGAAUCCGUAGCAAUACUGCGUGUCGAAACUAUCACAUUGAAUCAGGAUCAGUUUCAAACAAGAGAUUGAAACAAGGUUCUAGUGGAAAGUUGAAACAUUAUGCACAAAAACAGGUCGAUGCCAAAUCUGUAGCUUUGCUUUUAGCAUCAAAUGAGGCACAGGAGGAAAUUUUGAAACAUGAGGAGAUGAGAAGUGAUGCUGCCACACAUCUUGAAUCUUUAUAUAAUGAGAUACGACCUGCCAUUGAAGAACAUGAAAGGGACAGCCAAGACAGUGUAGCGACCAGUGUAGCUGAGAAGUGGAUAGAAGCCUGCUGCUUGAAACUUAAGAUGGAAUUCGACCUGUAUUCCUCUAUUGUUAAACAAGUGGCUUGUACCACUCGUAAGGCAAGCAGCGAGUCCAAAUAUGCAGAUAGCAACAUAGAGAAUGAAAUCAAGUUACUCCCGAAUUGAGGUGCCUGACAAAUUUACGCUUUGGAUUACUCGUCUUUGACUUGCGGACAGGACUUGCUUUCGGCUUGAAGCAGAUGUAACCCAUAAAUCUUAUGCUUCAUGAGGUGGUCCAUUUCCCCAUGAUGUACAACAUUGUCAAAGCAUGUAUAUAACUGUGACAAAGGGAAAGCUCUUCGCAUGGAGGCUUAUUCACUGCCCUUGAUAUUAUUG
Messenger RNA from Fragaria vesca subsp. vesca, 1782 nucleotides. RefSeq names its product histone-lysine N-methyltransferase ASHH1-like. Bases 7 to 1572 code for a protein of 521 amino acids. The record is from RefSeq and is a predicted model, not a curated record. The transcript has 10 exons. Gene Ontology annotation, molecular function: histone H3K36 methyltransferase activity; protein binding. Gene Ontology annotation, biological process: regulation of DNA-templated transcription. NCBI's taxonomy places the organism in Eukaryota, Viridiplantae, Streptophyta, Magnoliopsida, Rosales, Rosaceae. Gene Ontology annotation, cellular component: chromatin; nucleus.